AUGACAUCACAAUACAAACAGGAGAAACUCGACCAUACGCCAUGGGUCGAAAAGUACCGUCCAAAAAACCUAGACGAUGUCGCCUCGCAAGACCACGCGGUCAAGGUAUUGAAGAAGACUUUGCAACUGGCGAACUUGCCGCAUAUGCUUUUCUACGGGCCUCCAGGCACUGGUAAAACUUCAACGGUAUUGGCAUUGGCCAAGCAGUUGUAUGGCCCUCGGCUCUAUAAGCUGCGUGUUUUGGAGCUCAAUGCGUCUGACGAGCGAGGAAUCUCGAUCGUAAGGCUGAAAAUCAAGAACUUCGCCAGGCUCUCUGUGUCCAACCCCACGACAGAAGACUUGGCAAACUACCCGUGUCCACCGUAUAAGAUUAUUGUUCUAGAUGAGGCGGACUCGAUGACCAACGACGCCCAGGCUGCGUUGAGAAGAACCAUGGAAAAUUAUUCGGGGGUGACGCGUUUCUGCUUGAUCUGUAACUAUAUUACUCGGAUAAUUGACCCCUUGGCGCUGAGGUGCCUGAAGUUUAGAAUUCGGCUGCUCGACAGUGUCAAUGCAUUGGCAAGAUUGAGCCAUGUAGCAGACUUAGAACACGUGCGCGUGGCGCUGGCCGAAGUCUACGACGAGCUCAUUUCCGUAUCCAAUGGUGAUUUACGUAAAGCUAUUACAUACUUGCAGUCGGCCGCGCGUCUAGACUCGUCAUUGCAGUCGGAAAAUUUUGGCCUGUCUAACGGAAUCACGGUUGAUUCAGUGAGGGAGAUUGCGGGCGUGGUGGAUCAAAGCCUCAUGUCCUCUUUGGUGACGGUGAUCAAACUGAAAGAUACUGCCAAACUUGCUUCAGCGGUCCACCAGGUUGUGCUCCUGGGCUGGAGCGCCCAGCAGGUGUCUGACCAGUUGCACGACAUUUUGAUUUUGGACGAUACCUUGUCUUCUGCACAGAAGAAUGAGGUGGCAACUGCCUUGUUCGACACCGAUAGGCGCUUAAAUAACGGGACGGACGAGCACAUACAAUUGUUGAACUUGAUGUUGCUGAUAUCCAAGGCUAUGUGA
Molecule: messenger RNA, 1047 nt
Organism: Metschnikowia bicuspidata var. bicuspidata NRRL YB-4993
Lineage: Eukaryota; Fungi; Ascomycota; Pichiomycetes; Serinales; Metschnikowiaceae
Gene: RFC2
Product: replication factor C subunit 2
Exons: 1
Coding region: 1-1047 (348 amino acids)
Biological process (GO): DNA-templated DNA replication; DNA repair
Cellular component (GO): DNA replication factor C complex; nucleus
Molecular function (GO): ATP hydrolysis activity; DNA clamp loader activity; ATP binding
Source: RefSeq, a predicted model, not a curated record